This is a messenger RNA of Rhizoctonia solani, 198 nucleotides long. Its product is annotated as Transposable element Tcb2 transposase. The record is from RefSeq and is a predicted model, not a curated record. The transcript has 2 exons. Bases 1 to 198 code for a protein of 65 amino acids. Lineage: Eukaryota; Fungi; Basidiomycota; Agaricomycetes; Cantharellales; Ceratobasidiaceae. Gene Ontology annotation, molecular function: nucleic acid binding.
AUGUCAGGAGGUGAGGCUCAUGACAUCAGGGAUGAUAUGAACAUAAUUGAGAACAUAUGGAACUACCUUGACUGUCAGGUUCACUCCUCUGACCCUGCCCUGCAUAAUGUUGCUGAAUUGUGGGAGGCUCUUCAGGAGGAGUGGGCAUGCAUCAAUCCCAUCAUUAUCAAUAAACUGUAUGAGUCUAUGCCUGAUUGA